Molecule: messenger RNA, 1669 nt
Organism: Lepus europaeus (European hare)
Lineage: Eukaryota; Metazoa; Chordata; Mammalia; Lagomorpha; Leporidae
Gene: MRPL49
Product: mitochondrial ribosomal protein L49
Exons: 4
Coding region: 32-532 (166 amino acids)
Biological process (GO): translation
Cellular component (GO): ribosome; mitochondrial large ribosomal subunit
Molecular function (GO): structural constituent of ribosome
Source: RefSeq, a predicted model, not a curated record
GCACCAGGCCGGGACCGGAAGGCAGGCCAAGAUGGCCGGGGUCGUGCUGCGGGCUGCGGUACGGAGCUGGCGCGUUGGCGUGCAGCCGGGCUGCGGGCUCCGGCCGCUGAGCCAGGCCCAGGGACCCCCGGGUCACCCCAGCUUUGUGGAAUCCACGGAUGAGUACCAGUUUGUGGAGCGCCUGUUGCCCCCCGCCAGCAUCCCAGAGCCCCCAAAGCACGAGUGUUACCCCACCCCUAGUGGCUGGCAGCCUCCCAGAGACCCCCCGCCCAGCCUGCCCUACUUGGUGCGCCGUUCUCGGAUGCACAACGUCCCGGUCUACAAGGACAUCACCCACGGUAACCGCCAGAUGACCGUGAUCCGGAAGGUGGAGGGGGACAUCUGGGCCCUGCAGAAGGAUGUGGAGGAGUUCUUGAGCCCGCUGCUGGGGAGGACCCCUGUCACCCAGGUCAACGAGGUGACGGGCACCCUGCGGGUCAAGGGCUCCUUUGACGAGCAGCUCAAAGCCUGGCUGGUGGAGAAGGGCUUCUGAGGCCCCGUGUGACCAUGCUUCCCGGGACGGGGGCCGCGGGGCCAGGGCUUGGGGGUGGCAGUGUGGGGUCCCGUGGGCCCCUGUGCACAGGUGUCAGCGGGGGGCCGCCAGCUGCUGGCUCUCCUCCCAGCGCAGCCUUCUCUUCUCUUCGGGGCGCAGCUGUUCAAAUUCUAAAGGCUCUGGCACUGCCUUUGAAAUAGGGGGAAGUAAUAAAAACAAGGGUGCUGCUCAGGUACCUGCACCCCUGGUUCACGUCCCGGCUCCUGGACGUGCAGUCCGGCCUCCGGAUGUGCACCCUGCGAGGCAGCAGCGACAGCCAGUGCUCGGGCCCCUGCCGCCCGCACGGGAGACCUGGAUGGAGCUCCAGGCUCCUGGCUUCGCCUGGCCCAGCCCUGACUGUCGCAGGCGGCUGGGGAGUGAGCCAGCGCGUGGAAGAUCGGCCUUUCAAGUGGGUGAAAAUUCAAAAAUGUCAGUUUGGGGGGGCCGUGCAGGUGUCAGCAGAGGCAGGCUCUCUGCCACACUGCGUCCUCUGCUCCCGGGAGCCCACUGCCGUACACGUUCCUGGGCCCUGUCCCGGGCGACGUGGCCCAGUGUGGGUUACAGGGAGCACGGAUGACUCCGGCGCAGGUCCUUGCAGUCUUAAAUCCCAAGCACAGGGCCUGGCACGCGGUCACCAGGUGCCCACGUCAGCCCCUGGGCGCUCUCCACCCCAUGGAGCGUGGAGGCCCAGCCCGGGUCUUGGUUCCACUCCGUAUUGGGCCUGCUCUGGCUGCCCGACCGCAGGAAGCUCCUCCCUGCCCACUGGCCUGGGGUCAAGGCUGGACAGGGUUUUGUAGGCAUAAACAUGCUGGCCUCUCGCCCCUACUCCCCGGCCAACUUGCUGGUACCUUUGCGUCAUCUUUGUGCCCCACCCCCACCCCCUGGGCUGCCUCUCUGGGUUACGCGGGUGUAGCCGCCUGGCCUGCCUGCUGACUGUGUGAGCCUCACUCCUUUUCUACCACAAGGAAAAGGAGACAGAACCGCCCCUGUGACACAGCCCCACCAAGUGUUAAUGCAAGUGUUUAUUGGCCGUAUAUACAAUUUAAGCUAUUAAAAUUUGUACAAUAUUUACAAAUUAAAUUAUCAUUUGAAACUGUU